CCACAGGCUCCUGGGAACCCCAUGGCUCCGUGUGCACGGGCGGGGGUGGGGUGUUCCCGGAGGCCGUCGCAGCCUCCUCGGUUCCCGUAGAGUCCCGCGUGAGGCUCGUGCGGGUUGGGGUGUGCGCGCCCUCGAGUCACCCCCAAGUCUCGGUUUUCGCUGCCGUCGAGCCUCAAGCUAGCCCCGCCGGGAUUGGGGUGUCCUCGGAUUGGGUCUUGCUGGCCGGAAGUCAGCGCUGUAUAGAGGGGACUCUUCUGAGCUCUGGUGCGGAGGACGCCGCUCUGACGGCGCGUCCCUAGGCGGGAGUCAAACCGCGGACUCCAGAGAUGGAUCCUGGUGAUGCAGCCCAACAGGAAGCAAAACAAAGGGAAGCAGAAAUGAGAAACAGUAUCUUAGCCCAAGUUCUGGAUCAGUCAGCCCGGGCCAGGUUAAGUAACUUAGCACUUGUGAAGCCUGAGAAAACGAAAGCAGUGGAGAACUACCUUAUACAGAUGGCACGGUAUGGACAGCUGAGUGGGAAGGUGUCAGAACAAGGGUUAAUAGAAAUACUCGAGAAAGUCAGCCAACAGACAGAAAAGAAAACAACAGUGAAAUUCAACAGAAGAAAAGUAAUGGACUCAGAUGAAGAUGAUGAUUACUAAAGAGGACGUGCUUAGACAGACCCACGGAGCAGGUCUAGGACAGUUACCACCUGUAAAUGUUUACUUUGUUCCCUGUCUAUAUGCCUUUUGAAAAAAAUAAACUUGUACCUCAAACUCAAA
Molecule: messenger RNA, 761 nt
Organism: Rattus norvegicus (Norway rat)
Lineage: Eukaryota; Metazoa; Chordata; Mammalia; Rodentia; Muridae
Gene: Pdcd5
Product: programmed cell death 5
Biological process (GO): positive regulation of apoptotic process; positive regulation of signal transduction by p53 class mediator
Cellular component (GO): nucleus; cytosol
Molecular function (GO): DNA binding
Source: RefSeq, a predicted model, not a curated record